This is a messenger RNA of Debaryomyces fabryi, 2373 nucleotides long. It is a transcript of the gene FGR34, whose product is annotated as Fgr34p. Bases 1 to 2373 code for a protein of 790 amino acids. The transcript has a single exon. The record is from RefSeq and is a predicted model, not a curated record. NCBI's taxonomy places the organism in Eukaryota, Fungi, Ascomycota, Pichiomycetes, Serinales, Debaryomycetaceae.
AUGGAUGUUCCAUUUACAAUACAUUUUGAUGUCGAACAGAUUAAUGCAGUGAAUGAGGCCGAUAAAUUAGCAAUUUCGACUUAUUCUAUUAAUGUUACGUUAGACCACACGAUUGGAGAUAUCAAACAACUGAUAUGGAAGAAUUCGCAAGAUUAUUCUUUAAAGCCAAUAUUUUUAACUAUAAAGCAUAACGAAAGUGUAAAGAAAGAUCAUGAGAGAUUAUGUGAUGUGUUACAGACACCCGAAGCAACUGAUAACCCAAUUUUUCAUGGAUUUAAACUAAUAAUUGAUUAUACACUUUUCAAUUCUCCAAGUGUACCAAGACGUGAUCCAGUAGAAGAAUUGUUUGAUAUCAUUAUUGAUUUUGAAGAACCUGGAAAUCAGACUUUCAAGAUAAGAGAAACUUUAGAUUGUACGAUUGGGGUCUUAAAGGACUAUAUUGUAGAAGAGAAGGCAAGACACGGGCUAACUUUGAAUAGAGAAUCCAUCAACUUGAUUUUAGCAUCUAAUAACAUAACUUGUACAGACAAUGAACUGCGCUUGAGUAGGGCUUUAAAACUAGAUGUUACGCCUUCAAGACCUGUUUCAUUCAAAGUUCAAACAAGAAUUGCAUCAGAUGGUGGGGUCAGUGGUAGAAGGAGAUUUCAUAUCAAGAUAGAUUCCACUAUUUCUGCAUUAGAACAAGGUAAUAACCUCUUUGAAGUAAACUUUCGAACUACAGUGUAUGAAUUUAAACAACAAAUAAUAGAACGGAUGGAUUAUCAGUCUGUCAGAAGGACAUUUUUUGAUCAAGUAAGAUUAUAUUAUGCUACUCAGUUAAUUGAAAAUACCACGCAGAUAAAUGAUUGUUCACUAUAUGAUGUGUUAUUAUUGAAUGACGAGAUUUUAAAUCAAAAUAAUGGAAUAAUCACUAUGAAUCUUGAAGUCACAGAUAGUUUGAGUGGAAACGGAGGAGUAUUAAGCCGAGACUUUUGGCAGGAUUUGCGUUCUCAGAAUAGAUUUGAGUUUUCACCAAAUAGUAGUAAUGAUCUAAGAAAUAUAGGCGAAGACGAAAACAACUCACAUAAUAUUGCGCCCAUCGAACCCACAAGAAUUAUAUUAGAAGGAGGAGUAGAAUGGAAUUUGACUGGAGAGACCUUUGAAGUCAUUCAAGAGAACGCGAGAGACCAGACCCACCUCGAUCAAACACGAAGGAGAGUAUUGGUUAACCAAACAAACCUUGCGUCCCGUGAUUAUGAGUUUGCAUUACAGGUUCCUGGUGAGAGCGUAGAAAGGAAGGUCAUUUUAAACACAUCUCAAUGUAUUAUCGUUGAUAAUGGGACCCACCAGCCAUACGUAUUAUUGAAUCCUUCAGGUGCUUCAUUACUAAAUUCUGUUUUUAGACUGGCGAAUAAUGAAACCUUAAUUCAGAAGGUGAGUGUACUCAUGUACGAUGCUCUGCAAAAUGCUAUGGAGAAUGAGAUACCAGAACCACAAGUGAAUAAUCUAGCCAAUGGUAAUGGCCACAAUAGAGCUCCUGUAGCUGGCAAUCAAGGCGAAACAGUAAUAGAUAUUGCUGUUGACUUAAUGAGAAAUAAUAUAAGAAGAUGGUUAAGCACCAUAAUGAGAUGUGUUUUUCUCAUAUAUAUAUUGGGAAUUAAUGCCCUUUUCAUAGCUUUCUGGAAAGAGCUAUUAAUGUACGGAAUAAUAUUUGGAACUUUCUACGUGCUAGUUUUUGCUGGGAAUGAUGUUGCAAAUUGGGUGGAGGAGAAGUUCCAUUUGAAUAGAAAUGAUAACAGACGAAGAAGGAUAGAUGAGAAAUUACUCUUGAGGUUAAUCAGACUUUUACAUUUUACAGACACUGUUACCACCAAUAUAUUCUCAAUACUCAGAAAUGAAUUGAUUCGUACUGCAGUGGACAGAACUAGACCAUACGAGUAUGUAUUUCGUAAUGAGUUUGAGCAGAAUAGCCUCUGGUUCCAUGCAAUUGAAACAUUCACCAAUUUGUGGAAAGACGGUCUCUUAAUGUUAUUAUUACUGCUCCCCUCGUUUUCCGAUAAAAUAUACGAGGAGCUUGAAAAAUGGAGAUCAAAUGAAAUAGACGAUUUGGCGCUUGAGGUCAGAAUACUACGCGAGUUAACCGUUGAUGCCAUAGAUAGCCGAAGACAAGGCGCAAAUAGCCCAAAAUUCACAGAGGACCUUGUAAAUGAAUACACGGGUUACGUAUAUAACGAUUUGAUACAAGAUUCAUCUGAAUCGUAUACUGCAACCGAGGACCGCUACCAAUCAUUACUCGAGUACUACAUAAAAUUGCAUUACCUUCAUACUGACAUGGACAGAUUACUCGCGAAUCAUGGACCGGAUCCAGCAACCAUAGUUCUUCCCACAAAUUAA